AUGAGUCAAAAGGAAGGCUCCGGUGAGAUUCAAAUCUCUGCUUCUGGUGCUCGUAUUAUGAAGGUUAAGCAAGAAGCCGGCGAGAAGAUGAAGAAGGAUGCCAAGAAGAAGAAGGCUAAAGAUUCAAUUGGAGCGAGAGUCUCCAAGCGAAUGAAGAAGAAAGAUGGCAAGAGCGCCUCCUCUGGACCUCACUCUCCUUCGCUGUUGAAGAGUCAGGACGUUGUUAACCUCGUCGUCCAAGCUCACGGCAAGAAGGAUUUAGCCAGAGCUUGUACUGAUGAUGAAACCCCCGAAACCGUUCCGGAGGGUUGGUUCUGUAUUCACGAGAAAUACAUCUCCAAGUGUCAUCUUAGGUUCCCUCUUCCAACCCUCUUGCUAGAUCUCCUAGAUCACUAUCAACUGGCCCUUUCCCAACUUUGCCCCUCGGUUAUCCGAGUGGUAAACGGAUUCAUCACCAGGGCUAAGGAAGAAGGAGUUAUCGUAGGGUUGACCGAGCUGAUGAGUCUUUUCUUGAUAAAGGAGAGCUCCACCAAGGAUGGUGGAAGCGGGACCUAUUAUCUCCCUGUCGUUCAGGAGAUUAAGGACCCUGUUAAGUUAUCCGGUAAACUCACCAGAGCUCUCUGUAGGAAGCUGCAACACAGCCCUAAUACCUGGGGAGCUUACACUACCACGAGAAUUGGAUCAGCUAGGUUCCCUGAUCGAUACAAGGCUUCCUUUCCUGAUUCAGUCACGGUUGCUGGUUUAGAAGUUUCUGAAGGUGAAUCGGUAUUCUCAGUCUCAUCGGGAGCCAGUACCUCAGAAAGGACUCAGUCACACAAGAUGCCUAUCCAGCCCUCGUUCCGUUCCAGGGGUAGAUCAACCAAAGCUUCCAGCUCCUCUCGAGGAAGCGAAAAGAAUCAAGGAGGAUCCUUCCUCAGCACUGUGAAGGACGCCCUUGAUGAUGGAGGCUCUGCUCCUGUUAAAGAUGCCAGUCGCUCCGAGCCCAGGGUUCAGGAAGUUGUCCCUCACUCCGAGGUCCCGGAGACGGAAGCUGAUCCUCAAAUGGUGAAGGAUACUCACGAGUUUGAGCCUCCGAGGAGCAAGAGAGGAGGAACCGUCGGCUGGAACUUCGCUCACUCGAAGCCUGGAUCAGUCUUGGAUGACUCGUGGGGUUUGGCUACGCUGAUGAGGCACAUGAAGAGAACCGGGUGCGCCCUCCCCUCGAUCGCCAAUCUCACGAAUAAAGAGGAGUACGUUGAGAUUGCCCAUUACAUGGGUCAUCUGGCUGGAGCUGUUAACAGAGCUCAAUUGAAAUUCGAGGAUGCUAUGCACAAUGCCCCCAAUGCUGAAGAGUUAGCUCAGGUUACUGAGCUAGUUAAAGCUACCAAGACGGAGCUUGACCAGGCUCGGGUUCAGGUCUCUGAACUUCAAGCUGAGGUCAAGAGACUUGGCUCCAAGGCCGACCUUCAGCAAGGGAAGAUUGAGAGUCAAGCGAUGGAUAUCCAGGUGAAGGGUAGGAAGAUCGCUGAGUUGGAGUCUGCUCGGAAGAUAGCUGAGUACCAGGUCAAGGAGCUGAUUACUUCGUCUCAAGACAACCAGAGGAACAAGGAAGCUGAGGAGAAGUUCUCCAAGAAGAAGGAUGAAGUCGAUCUUCUGAUUUACGCUCAAGAGCUUCAGGCUAAUACCGAGCUCCUGAAGGAUAUGCUGAACAAUGAGAUCAAGAGUGCUGAAGAUGAGUACAAUCGCUUGGUGGCUAUGAUGCCGGAGGCGGCUGCUGUGUACGAAAAGGCGCAAGCUUGGUGGGUUCUUACUCAGCCCCAGUUGAAGCCACCCCGGGAGAUGACGACAAGGAAAUGGAGGAAGAAGUUCCUGACAAGGAAGAUGAACCAGUCGAUAAGGGAGCUGAGAAGAGCUCAGGUCUCGAGGACUUUGAUUGUAUCUGAUUCUGAGGCUCUUAAGAGGAAUUCCUGA
This is a messenger RNA of Raphanus sativus (radish), 1950 nucleotides long. RefSeq lists its product as uncharacterized. The coding region runs from base 1 to 1950 and encodes 649 amino acids. Lineage: Eukaryota; Viridiplantae; Streptophyta; Magnoliopsida; Brassicales; Brassicaceae. The transcript is spliced from 8 exons. The record is from RefSeq and is a predicted model, not a curated record.